AGAGAUUUAGCGGAGGGAGAGGAAGAAGCCGGUCACGAUCUGGUAGGCUGAUGGUUAAGUUGUGAGGUCUAGCAAUGGUCUUCGGCCUCUUACCUCUUGACUGCCGGAGGAUUGUAAGGCAUUUCGGGCCACGGUAAUCAUCUCUGUACUCGUAAAUCCUUAAAGGAAAAGACGAGCAGGGGCAAUCGAAACUCAAAAGGCAACCCAGCGAAGAAAUUCUUAAGAGUUUGAAAGGAUGGGAAGCAGAGCACUGUUUACAAGUUUAUCAUCAUGUGUAUGUGUAUGGAACAGAAAAGGCAUCAGCUUCGGCUUCUCAAAAGUAGUUGUUGUUGGCAACAACAAGAGUGAGCUCCGAAGCUGCUCGACGACCACAACACGCUCCUCCCUUGGACCUCCAGAUGUGCACCGUUUGGCUGAAACUGCUCGAAUCUCUCUCACGCCAACUGAGGUUGAAGAAUUUGCUCCCAAAAUCGGACGAGUCAUAGAUUGGUUUGGACAACUUCAAGAUGUUGAUCUUGAUAGCAUUGAGCCUGCCAUCAGAGCAGAUACUGAAGGCAACAAUUUACGUGAUGAUAUCCCUGAAACAUUUGAGAAUAGGGAGGCCAUGAUUGCUGCUGUUCCAAGCUUUGAGGAACCAUACAUUAGAGUUCCCAAAGUCUUGAACAAGGAGUGACAUUUAUUAGCUACGACCUUGUAUGGCAGGACAGUGAUUGAAACUAGGAAUUCUCGUGGACCAGAUUUGAAGAGUUUGGAGCAUUGGAUUUGUAGAACAUUCGUUAUUUUUGGAUCUGUCGUUGAAUAAGUUUGUAUUUUCUGAGGUUCUAGAAGUAAGAGUUAAAUACUUCAUUUUUUUUUUUUUUUUUUUUUCCUUUCAUGGGGCAUCAAUGCCUUGUUGAAUAUCUUGUGAUAAGACCAAUAUCAGGGGUAAUUGAAACUUCACUGACACAUCAAAUAUCGACACUCCUCAUUUAGAAUCAAUAGAGCUCUCUGAGAGUAGUGUAUAUAUAUGGUGCACUUUGACUGUUUUGGAGCACUUGACAUCUACUGGUUUGCUGUUGUAUGCAUAUGGUGUAGCUUCUGGCUAA
Molecule: messenger RNA, 1085 nt
Organism: Alnus glutinosa
Lineage: Eukaryota; Viridiplantae; Streptophyta; Magnoliopsida; Fagales; Betulaceae
Product: glutamyl-tRNA(Gln) amidotransferase subunit C, chloroplastic/mitochondrial
Exons: 6
Coding region: 236-673 (145 amino acids)
Biological process (GO): glutaminyl-tRNAGln biosynthesis via transamidation; regulation of translational fidelity
Cellular component (GO): chloroplast
Molecular function (GO): glutaminyl-tRNA synthase (glutamine-hydrolyzing) activity
Source: RefSeq, a predicted model, not a curated record